This is a messenger RNA of Falco peregrinus (peregrine falcon), 2998 nucleotides long. It is a transcript of the gene P3H1, whose product is annotated as prolyl 3-hydroxylase 1. Gene Ontology annotation, cellular component: endoplasmic reticulum. Lineage: Eukaryota; Metazoa; Chordata; Aves; Falconiformes; Falconidae. Gene Ontology annotation, molecular function: procollagen-proline 3-dioxygenase activity; protein binding; iron ion binding. The transcript has 15 exons. Gene Ontology annotation, biological process: collagen metabolic process. The record is from RefSeq and is a predicted model, not a curated record. The coding region runs from base 60 to 2819 and encodes 919 amino acids.
UGGGACGUUCUGGGAGUCACUGGCGGGCAGCAAGACGCGGCAGGAGGCACCGAGGCGUAAUGGGCGGUACCGGCAGCAUGUGGCGCACUGGGGAACACUGGGGCGCACUAGGAGGGGACGGCGGGAUACGGUGGAAGGCACCGCGGAGCACAGCGGGAGGCCGUCGGGGACAGCGGCGAGGGGCGAGAUGUGCUGGGAGGCACAAGGGCCGCCGGCGGCUACGGAAGCCCUACAGGCGGCCGGGAGGGAACCGGGACACCGGGUACGCUGCCUCCGCCGUCCCGCCGCCGGGGCCCGGCCCUCACCUGCUGCACCUGCCGGGCCAGGGCCACCAGGUCCCCGGGGUCCCCGAGGCGGGCGGCGCGGCCCGCACUGCCCUCCACCAGGGCCAGGCCCACGCCAUGGGGCUCCGCGCCACCCUCCGCCGCCAUUACCGGGCCGCUAAACCCCCCCUCUUCCGCCCGGCGAGGAGCGACUUCCGCCGUGGGGCGGGGCCAGGGGAGGUGCGGGCGCUGAUUGGUCGGCGGGCGGGGCGCGGCGGAGGGGCGGGGCGAGCCGCGCUCCGGUGCCCGGUUCGGGGCGCGGCGGCGGGGGCGCGCGCGGCCCCGGGCUCGGCCAUGGCGCUGCCCGCGCUGCUGUCACUGCCGCUGCAGCUGCUGCUGCUGCCGCCGCUGCUGCUUCUGUCGCGUGCCGCGACGCCACUGGAGUCGGUACCGGGGCCGGUACCGGGCGACCCCCCGCUGCCGGCCCAGUCCCCGGAUGCUCUGUUCGCCGCCGGUGCUGAGGCGUACACUCGGGGCGACUGGCCCACCGUGGUGCUGCAGAUGGAGCGGGCGCUGCGGGCCCGGGCGGCCGUGCGCUCCCGCUUGGUGCGGUGCCGCCUGCUCUGCGCCAACGGCACGGCCGGACCGGCGGAGGGCACCGGGCCCCAGCUCGAACCGGUGCUCCGGGACCUGCUUUUCUUCCGGGGGCUGCUGCGCCGCGCCGCCUGCUUGCGGGGCUGCGGGCCCGCUGCGCCCACCCGGUACCGCCUGGGCGACGAGCUGGAGCGCGAGUUCAGCAAGCGCAGUCCCUACAACUACCUGCAGGUCGCCUAUUUCAAGCUGAACCGGCCGGCAGCGGCGGCGGCAGCGGCUCACACUUUCUUCAUGGCCAACCCUGCGCACCAGGAGAUGAGGCAGAACCUGGAGUACUACCAAGCCAUGGCGGGUGUCCGCCAGGAGGACUUCACCGACCUGGAGGCCAAGCCCCACCUGAGCGAGUUUCGGCUGGGUGUCCGGUUUUACACGGAGGAGCAGCCGGCUGCCGCCAUCCUGCACCUGGAGAAGGCGCUGGAGGAGUAUUUUGUGGCAGACGCCGAAUGCCGCGCCCUCUGCGAGGGCCCCUACGACUACGAGGGCUACAACUACCUGGAGUACAACGCAGACCUUUUCCAGGCCAUCACAGAUCACUACAUGCAGGUGCUAAGCUGCAAGCAGGGCUGCGUCACGGAGUUGGCCUCACCGCCUGGUCAGGACAAGCCUUUGGAGGAUUUCCUACCCUCGCACUUCAACUACCUGCAGUUCGCCUACUACAACAAUGGGAAUUAUGAAAAAGCCAUUGAAUGUGCCAAAACAUACUUGCUCUUCUUUCCAAAUGACGAGGUGAUGAACCAGAAUUUGGCCUAUUACACCGCUGUCCUGGGGGAAAACCUGGCAGGACACAUCCGACCCCGAGAGGAGAUCCAGGCAUACCACCAGCGAAGCCUGAUGGAGAAGGAGCUGCUCUUCUUCAGCUACGAUGUCUUUGGCAUCCCCUUCGUGGACCCGGACACUUGGACACCCGAAGAGGUGAUACCAAAAAGGCUGCGAGAGAAACAAAAGGUGGAGCGGGAGACAGCAGCGCGCAUCUCCGAGGAGAUUGGCAACCUCAUGAAGGAGAUCGAGACGCUGGUGGAGGAGAAGGCCAAGGAGUCCGCCGAUAUGAGCAAGUUCAUCCGAGAAGGUGGCCCUUUGGUGUACGAAGGAGCCAGUGUCACCAUGAACUCCAAAGCUCUGAACGGCUCCCAGCGUGUCGUGGUGGACGGAGUCCUUUCUGCUGAGGAGUGCCGGGAGCUGCAGAGACUCACCAAUGCAGCUGCCUCGGCCGGGGAUGGCUAUCGUGGGAAGACAUCUCCUCACACCCCCAGUGAGACCUUCUACGGCGUGACCGUCCUCAAGGCUCUCAAGCUGGGCCAGGAGGGCAAGGUGCCCCUGCAGAGCGCCUACCUCUACUACAACGUGACGGAGAAGGUGCGGCACAUGAUGGAGUCCUACUUUCGCCUGGAGGUCCCGCUCCACUUCUCCUACAGCCACCUGGUAUGCCGCACGGCCAUCGAUGAGAAGCAAGAAGGCCGGAGUGACAACAGCCACGAGGUGCAUGUGGACAACUGCAUCCUCAACGCAGAGGCCCUGGUGUGCCUGAAGGAACCUCCAGCCUACACCUUCCGGGAUUACAGCGCCAUCCUCUACCUCAACGGGGACUUCGAAGGAGGAGCCUUCUACUUCACCGAGCUGGAUGCCAAGACCGAGACCGCGGAGGUCCAGCCACAGUGCGGUCGCGCCGUGGGCUUCUCCUCCGGCUUGGAGAACCCCCACGGGGUGAAAGCCGUCACCAAGGGCCAGCGCUGCGCCAUCGCCCUCUGGUUCACCCUGGACCCCCGGCACAGCGAGCGGGAGCGCGUGCAGGCAGACGACCUGGUGAAGAUGCUUUUCGGCGCAGAAGAGGGGGAUUUCCUGCAGGAGACGGAGCCGCAGCAGGACCCGCCGGCUGCCCUCGCGCUGGGGAAGGACGAGCUGUGACAUCCCAGAGCUGUGACAUCCCACAGGCACCGGGACAUCCCUGCCGGGACCAGCGAUGCUCAGGCUGGAUGGGACCCCCCUCUGCCCCCCGCCGGUGUGGGAAGGGGAUUUGGGGGAUGCCCUGCACCCCGCUGCAGAGCUGACCUGGGGGUAUCACAGGUGGAGCUGACCUGGGAGUA